AGUAGCUCUUCCUGCUCCGGCCGGUUCUUCGCCGCAGCUCUACGAAAACGCAACACGAAUGGCUCCUCUCUGUGCUCCACCAGUCAAUUACAAUCAUCAGUCCACAUGGAUGAAGAUGCAGGUUGCCCCUCCAUGGAAAAACAAUACAAAACAGACUUGCUGGAGCUGCUUGACACAUUCCUUUUCCCCCCUCCCUUCCUCUUCCAAUUUUCACCUCUACUGCUCUACUUACUUCCCUUCCUUUCCCACCACCACGAAAAGCUCAUACUACCUGGUACGACAGUACUCUGGGAGUCAUGGCGCCUUUCGCAAUGGACCUUGUCCAGUUAUCAAGGUCAAGGUAAAUAUGCGAAGAUUGCAUGCCGGGUGUUCGACUUUGCCCCUCAUUUCUGUGUCCUUGCUGAGUCACGCUCUCUUCUCUUUCCAGAGGACUGAGUCGUCGACGGCAAGAAUCAACAGCUCUGAGGACGUGAAAGCUCGAUCUGAGAAAUACCGGAGAACUUGAUCUGGAUAAUACCAGCGAAAGGACAUGCCUUCUUUGACAUCGACAUCCACCUCUGUGGAGGGGGAUCGCUGACUCUUACAGAUUUUCGACCUUGAAAUCACGUCAAGAUGUCGACUGACAAGAUUGUCUUCUUAACCAAUUGGCACGCUACGCCAUACCACGCCCCUCUCUACCUUGCUCAAGCCAAGGGCUACUUCGCAGACGAAGGCAUCAAGGUUGCUCUCCUUGAACCCAAUGACCCCGGCGUACGGCUUUUCAUUCCCCUCUCAUCCAAUAUCCACGACGAGCUGACCAUGCCCAGGAUGUCACAGAGAUCAUUGGCACCGGGAAGGCUGAUCUCGGCUUCAAAGCCAUGAUCCACACUCUCGCCGCUAAAGCUCGUAGCUUCCCCGUUCAAUCAAUCGGCAGCUUGCUCGACGAACCCUUCACAGGGGUUGUCUAUCUGAAGUCAAGCGGCAUCACACCCGACUUCCGCACCCUCAAGGGCAAACGCAUCGGCUACGUCGGCGAGUUCGGUAAGAUCCAAAUCGACGAACUGACCUCCCAUUACGGCAUGGCCCCAUCCGACUACACGGCUGUCCGCUGUGGCAUGAACGUCUCCAAAGCCAUUAUCGAAGGCACCAUCGACGCCGGCAUCGGCCUCGAGAACGUCCAAAUGGUUGAGCUUGAACAUUGGCUCGAAUCUCAGGGCCGGCCCAAGUCCGAUGUCCAAAUGCUCCGCAUUGACGAGCUCGCCGAGCUGGGAUGCUGCUGCUUCUGUACCAUCUUGUACAUUGGCAACGAGGCCUUUUUGGCCGAACAUCCCGACAAAGUCCGUGCCUUCAUGCGUGCCGUCAAACGAGCCACCGAUUUUGUCCUCCGAGACCCUGAGGCGGCGUGGAAGGAGUACGUCGACUUCAAGCCGGUCAUGAACACGGCCUUGAAUCGCAAGAUGUACGAGCGCAGCUUCCCAUACUUCAGCAUGGAUCUGAAGAAUGUCCGUCGUGACUGGGACAAGGUCACUGCUUACGGCAAGCGUCUCGGUGUGUUGGAGAAGGGCUUCGCGCCCAACUAUACCAACGACUUCUUGGGCUGGAGGUUGCAGGGCGAGAGUCCGGAUCCAACAGGUGAUCAGAAACGCAUGGCAGACUUGCAGUGCUCCAUUAGAGCUAGUGGCGGCUUGAGACGCCUUGAAGCUGUCGCGGCAUAGACUGCCUCAUAGCAAAAGUGGGCAACUACUCGCUUGCCCGCUCGUAGGAGGGCUUACUGUCUGACCUCCCAGCCGAGACCAAAAGGGCCUGUCUCUCACUAAAUAUCCGACCCUAGCCUUAUGCAUCUCCAGUAAAACGAAGAAAAAACAGGAUGCUGUUACCGGGCCUUGAGUGUCUCUUUCUGGCGGUCAGACCGAUCUAUUCCAUGUAUUGCCCCGCGCUUCGUCUUGAACCUUUACCUAAUUCUCUCAGAAAGUAAUCCUGUAGUCGUGGAUAAGACGAAUAGCUGGGACUUACGAAUGUUGCACCUUCAUCGAAAGUCCUGAAUUACCAGUGGUUUCUGUGCCACUGCGCU
Molecule: messenger RNA, 2050 nt
Organism: Exophiala oligosperma
Lineage: Eukaryota; Fungi; Ascomycota; Eurotiomycetes; Chaetothyriales; Herpotrichiellaceae
Exons: 3
Coding region: 858-1694 (278 amino acids)
Biological process (GO): thiamine biosynthetic process
Source: RefSeq, a predicted model, not a curated record